This is a messenger RNA of Telopea speciosissima, 3012 nucleotides long. RefSeq lists its product as uncharacterized. The record is from RefSeq and is a predicted model, not a curated record. Gene Ontology annotation, molecular function: DNA binding. The transcript has 11 exons. Bases 447 to 2846 code for a protein of 799 amino acids. NCBI's taxonomy places the organism in Eukaryota, Viridiplantae, Streptophyta, Magnoliopsida, Proteales, Proteaceae.
UUGUCUCGUCUCGUUGCGUCGCCUGUAAAACUCCACCAUCAGACCCCAAUAAAGAGGGUGAGAGGUUGGAGGUGGAGCCAUGGAAGGUGGGAGAGAAAUUGGGGCUUGGGAGUAAAAAAAUUUCAGUAAAAAAUUAUCCGGCGAUCUGACACGUUUCGUGUGUCUCCAAUGGCAACGUAGAAUCUCGGAACACGUGGUUCCGAAGGUGCCUUCGUUGUCCGAUUCAUGGACAGCUUAUAUUCAACUUCCAACUUCACUCGCGCAGAAAGCUUGAGCCGUGAGCGAGAUUGGAAGCGAUGGCGAGAGUUCACUGAGUGAGAGUGAAGGAGGAACUAACAGUGAGCAAGAGAGUGUGAAAGAGAGAAAGAGCUUUUUGCAGUGUGUUGAUCGUCGGAGAAAAGCGUCACUUGUGUGUUUCUCGCCGGAAAACGUCAGAUACCUACUAAAUGGGUAUUGAGAAGUCGCCGGAGUGGCUACCGCCGGGCUGGAUUCGGGAAACUAAGGAGCGAUCGGACGGCAAGACGGAUUCGUAUUAUAUUAACUUGAAGACUGGAGAGAAGUGUCGUUCCAAGAUCGAAGUUGCUCGCCAUACUAAAUCUGGAAAUCUCUGCAAUCGCAUGCCUCAACAAAUUAAAAGAUGCACAAGAGACAAUGAGAAUCAAGUUGUGCAAAUGGAGGAUGUUCCCAAGUGGUUACCUACUGACUGGAGUAUGGUGGUCCAAACCAGAAAGAGUGGUAAUAGAGUUGGACAAAAAUACAAGUGUUACAUUGCUCCAAUCACUGGAUUCAAAUUGUAUUCCAAGAGACAGGUCUUCAGUUAUCUCAAGACUGGGAAGCGACGUAGUCGUGCAUCUGAACCGAAUGAAAGAGACAUUGGAAUGCAUUCUACCGAAUCUGCAAGAAAAGUUGUAGUGGAGAAGCAUACAGAAGAGGUGUUCCCCCUGGGAUGGAUUAAGGAAAUCAAGGUUACUGAACUGGCAUCUGAACCGAGCGGAAGAGACAUUAAAAUGCAUUCUACCAAAUCUGCAAGCAAAGUUGUAGUGGAGGAGCAUACAGAAGAGGGGUUGCCCCCGGGAUGGAUUAAGGAAAUCAAGGUUACUCAACUGGCAUCUGAACCGAACGAAAGAGACAUUGGAAUGCAUUCUACCGAAUCUGCAAGCAAAGUAGUAGUGGAGAAGCAUACAGAAGAGGGGUUGCCCCCGGGAUGGAUUAAGGAAAUCAAGGUUACUCAACUGGCAUAUCGAAUCAGAAAAGACCCGUAUUACAUUGAUUCUGUAACUGGAUAUGAAUUCCGCUCCAAAAAGGAUGUUUUUCGCUAUCUCGAAUCUGGUGAUAUUCGAAGGUGUAAAAUCAGACCAAAGAAAAGGCAAAUAAGUGGCAUGGAGUCUAUAGAUGGAGAGAUCUUUCCACAUACUGCAGAAAAAAGACAUAAAAUAGAGGGCAAUGCAACAAGGAGAAGCCUCUUCACUGGUCAGAGCUCAAAAUCAAGUAAAGCAGUCGAGGAUGAACUGGUUCUGGAAUCCUCUGUGGUGGAAGAAUGCUUACCACUAUCAAGUGCUGCUUUAGAUGGGGAAAACUCUCAAAUGCUUAGUGAAGCUCACCAAGAAUCUGAAGGCAUAAAGAAUGUGGAAUGCAAACUGGUCUGUGCUGAAAAUGGGUUCAUGUCAGCACCUGGGGCUGAGGUCUCUCCAGAGAGGGAGUCCAUGGAAAAACUCCAUUCUGCAGAUAAGGAAAGCUCUAAAUUGAUUAGUGGAGCCCAAGAAUCUGGAGGCUUAGGGAAUAUGGUCUGUGCUGAAAGAAGUCUUAUUUCAGAUCAUGCAGCAGAUAUGUAUCCAGUGAAGCAGCCUUCAGAGAAACCACAUGAUGCAUAUGGGGAAAGUUCUAGACUGAUUAGUGCAGCCCAAGAAUCAAGAGGGUUAGAGAAUACGGAAGAGAAGAUGGUAUGUGUUGAAAAAGGUAUUAUUUCAGCUCCUGCAGCCAAGAUCUCUCCAGAGAAGCAGCCUUCAGAGAAACCACAUUCUGUCAACAGAGAAAGCUCAGAACUGUUUAGUGUAGCCCAACAAGAAUCAGAAGGGUUAGUCCAUGCUGAAAAUGGGUUUAAUUCUGCUCCUUCAGCGAGGGUCUCUCCAAAGAAGCAGCUCUCAGAGAAAAGUCUUGGAAAGAAUAAAAAAAGGGCCCAGCUUUGCACAAGUAAUUCCCAAGAUGGAAAAGAACUGCCCGUGCCUCGUCGAGCUUCAAAACGGCUUGCUGGGCUCCGAGCUGAGUUGGCACCAAAUUUGGAAAUGUCAGAACGGUCUCUUGGAAUGGUGGCUAAGCAGUCUGUUGAUCUGGAAGCAAAUCCAGCCAUAGGUGUCAACCCAAGUAGUUGCAAUCUUCAGGCAUCUAUGCAGGUGGUGCCACCUGAGGCCGCAGCUAGAGUAGCAACCACACCUUAUACUUCCAGAGGUUCGGGAGUGUUGUUAGAUGGAAAUUCAUCCAAGGAAGGUGACAAGCCUCCUGGGGACCAAGCUGUUAUGGAGGACCUCAUUGGUAAGCUUGAAAGUGAGAAACAGUCUACAGAGAAGCCAGAAUCACCAUUCGUCCUACCUUUCGGGGACUCAUGGCCAGAUCCCUGCCUUGAAUUUGCAUUCAAGACACUGACAGGUGCAAUUCCGGUGGAUGAUAAUCUAGUUAUUGGGGAAUACUUCCAACCAAAUCUUAGCGUGGGUCAGGAUCAGAGCAGAAGUAGCUUCACAUUGCCAGAUCUUGGCUUAGAUGGCCCUCGUCAAACUGAUAGUAUGUUCCAAUUUGGUACAGCAGAGAAACCUACAGCCAAACAGCAGUCUCCAGGGAAGGUAAAAUCUUAGUAGAGGUAGUAAAUCCAUGGUAAAUGGACUCUGUAAAAUAGAUGGUCAAGUACUGUCCGGGUACCAGUUAUAUUGGCCCUCUUCUUUUUCGUCGGUCUGAUGGUAUUAACCUUUUAUGAACAGAAGUUUAAUCUUAUAAAUAUCCUCACUAUGGUAAGUGGAUCCA